This is a messenger RNA of Penaeus monodon (black tiger shrimp), 2288 nucleotides long. Its product is annotated as zinc finger protein OZF-like. The record is from RefSeq and is a predicted model, not a curated record. The transcript has a single exon. The coding region runs from base 60 to 1622 and encodes 520 amino acids. NCBI's taxonomy places the organism in Eukaryota, Metazoa, Arthropoda, Malacostraca, Decapoda, Penaeidae.
UUUUGGCAUUGAUGUUAAUGUAGUCUGUUAUUUUGGUUCUAUUUUCCAUUUACAGGGUGAUGAUGAGUUUCCUCGGUGACGGGAUGCCUUCAGCCCUACUCACAGGCAAGGAAAUAGUCGGCAUUGGAGUCGGGAUCAAAGAAGCGCUCAGCGAAGAUAUCACCGAAGAUACAUGCCUGGAAAUUAAAGAGGAGCUGCUUGAAUAUGGAGAUGAAGCGAGAAAUGAUGUGUGCAAUAUGAUUAUGAUACAUGAAAGUCGUUUCUUUCAUAACCUUCCUGAUCAAAGAUAUGAGGCACAUGCAAAAGACUUCUGUAACUUGGUUCAGGAUUGUAAUGACAUGUCAAAAGUGUCAUUUGGGGCUAAGGACUGUGGAAAGAGGUAUUCAUCAGAUAGGGCUCAAAUGAUGUACAAGGAAAGACUGAAGGAGAGUACACAACUGAAAGUGGAAUCCACAGGGAAAUAUUUUGCAUGUGAGGUGUGUGGCAAGGAAUUGUGUCAAGAAAAUCACGUCAGCAUUGACAUGAGAGUCCACACAAAGGAGAAACUAUACAACUGGGAGAUUUGCAAUAAGACAUUCCCAUCCAAAAGUGAUCCAGAAAAGCACGUUGACAUACAUACAAAGGGGAAGCCAUACAACUGUGGUAUUUGCAAUACAGCUUUCCCAUAUGAAUCUAGUUUUUUCAAUCAUAUGAUAAUGCAUACAGAGGAGAAACCAUAUAGCUAUGAACUAUGCAACAAGGCCAUCUCAGAGAAACAUAAUCUGGUGCAUACAAAGAAGAAAUCAUAUACCUGUGACACUUGCAGUAAGACAUUUUCUGAGAGAAGUUACCUUGUACAGCACAUUAGAGUACAUACAAAAGAGAAGCCAUACAACUGCGACAUUUGUAACAAAGCAUUCACAUGGAAACGUAGUCUGGUAAGGCACAUGAGAACACACACUAAGAAGCCAUACAGUUGUGAAAUUUGUAACAAACACUUCUCAACCAAAUCUAAUGUUGCAAUUCAUAUGAGCGUACAUACAAAGGAGAGGCCAUACGAAUGUGAGAUUUGUAACAAAGGUUUUUCAAAGAAAACCCGUCUAGAAAGUCAUAUGACAGUACAUACAAAAGAGAAACCAUACAGCUGUGAGAUUUGCAACAAGGGCUUCUCAUAUAAAUGUAGUUUAAAGAUUCAUAUGAGAAUGCAUAGAAAGGAGACAUACAGCUGUGAAAUUUGCAACAAAGCCUUCUCAUAUAAAUCUAGUCUAGAGAUUCAUAAGAGAAUGCAUAAAAAGAAGACAUACAGCUGUGAAAUUUGCAAUAAGGCCUUCUAUGUGAAAAGUCGUGUAAUAAUCCACAUGAGAGUACACACAAAAGAGAAGCCAUACUGCUGUGAGAUUUGCAAUAAAUCCUUCUCAUUAAAAAGUCAUCUAGUAAGACACAUAAGAGUUCAUACACAGGAGAAACCAUAUAGCUGUGAGAUUUGCAAUAAAAACUUCUCAGAUAAAUCUGGCAAAAUAAAACAUAUGGGAGUACAUAUGAAGGAGAAGCCAUACUGGUGUGAGUUUUGCAAUAAGGGUUUCUCACAGAAAGGUAGUCUAGUGAGACAUAUAAGAGUACAUACAAAGGAGAAGCCAAAUUAGUAAUAAGGCCUUUGCUUUGAAAGGUGGUUUAGUAAAGCACAUGAGAGUGCAUACAAAGGGUAAGCCAUAAGCCAGAUGCAUCUUAUAUAUUAAAAGUUAUCUUUUUCUGAUUUGUGCUGUAUAUGUUAUUCUUAAUAUGUAGUUUUGUCAAGUUUGAUUAAGUUUUACACAAUAUGACUUGUGUUUUAGUCUCCAAAGACUUUUCAUCCACAUACACUGCUGUCACUGACUAGGGAUGAUUAGAGAGAUGGCCACGAAUGUUCACAGUGUUCGAAGAAGAUGCUCCUCCCCUUCAUCAGUAAAGUCACAGAUGUGGAAGUCGUUGGCUGAUUUAUACAAGAGUGUUCAGACUUCUAGCAUGAUUUUAGAUCAAGAUUACAGGAGGAAACCUCUUGUAUUCUAUAUAAAGUAGUAUAUAUAUAUUUUUUUUUCUAAGGAAAUGUAAAUUGAUUCAAGGAAGUAAUUUUGAUAUAUACGAGUCCACAUGCAGAGACACACACUUAUAUUUGCAUCUCCGUGUAUAUUUAUCUGUGUAUAUGUCUGAAAUAUAUUAGUUGGCAAUUGUAGUUUCCUAAAACCAUGAGAAAGAAUUCAAGAUAACUUAUUGUUAGCAUCUUGAAAAAGGCAUAAAUGGGAAAGAAUAUAUGCACCACUAGAUAUGUAUUU